AAGUGAAGUAAAUAGUCGGAAAAAUACAAAAAUAUGUCGAUCCAAAGCUAAUGCUUUCAGCCGCUUAUAUUCGUCAUGUAUUUUGUACAUAAAUAAACGCACGAACCCCCGGCGAUUUGCUUACUUUCCUAUAUAGUUAUAAUUUGUUCUUGUAUUAGCAUGUUUAGUAAACUUCGGAUUUGGCUAGCAUUAGCUGCGGCGUUAGCGACUUUGCGGUUUUGUUCAGAAACAAUACAUUUUUUUCCCAGAUUAAAUAUUCGGACCACAUUUAUUACCGGCCGGGGUGUCGUGUUAAUGUGUGUUUUAGUUGCGAUUUCGUCUGCCUUUGUUUUUGUGUUUUGUUUUGUUUUUUGGGUAAUUUGAAAAUGUUAGCUUGCUAUUUAAAUCGAAUUGGCGCACAAGUUGCAGUUGCACAACAAUUUAGUUGAGGAAACGCAUGCGGACCGUGCGCCGAAGUUCUGCCACAAAUACGACUGUGUUUUUACGUCUGUAAAGUCCGAUUUAAAUUACCAGCAGGAAGUAGUGACAGUCUUCACGGACCGCUCAGUGGCAGGCGCUCUUUUUUCCUCCCUUGGGAAUUCGAGCCCAGGGGGCUCAGCGGGUUCCACUGACCAUGACUUCGACCCAUCAGCGGACAUGCUUGUCCAUGACUUUGACGAUGAGCGCACAAUGGAAGAGGAGGAAAUGUUGGAGGCAGCUGAUGAGGCCAACGCCAAUGAGAUUGAAGAUCUUGCACGUGAAGGAGAAAUGCCCAUUCACGAGCUCCUGAAUCUUUAUGGUUAUGGGGGCGCUUCGCCAGUAGAUGAGGAUGAAGAGGAGGAUGAAGAACAGGAAGAAGAGGACGAUGAAGAGGAUGAGGAUGAUGAGCUGGACAAUGACGAAAGCAGCAGAGGCACUGGCGAGCUCAAAAGAAACGAGGAUGAAGGCGUAAAGAGCUCGACGGCACAGGAAGACGAGGCCCCGCUGACCACGGAGGUCCGCACACGUUCCGUUCGGGGCCUGGGCACAUCAGAACUUAUUCGUCCACAGAAACACAAGUAUUUUGAAAGUAAUAACGAUGCAGAGGAGGAGUCCGAAGAGGAUGAAGAUUAUGUUCCAUCUGAAGACUGGAAAAAGGAGAUUAUGGUGGGCUCGAUGUAUCAGGCGGAAACCCCCACUGGCUUAUGUAAAUAUAAAGACAACGAAAAAGUUUAUGAAAAUGAUGACCAACUCUUGUGGAACCCCGAGUGUCUACCCGAAAACAAAGUGGUGGCGUUCUUGAACGAGGCAUCAAGACGUACGGGAGAAGAGAAGGGAGUCGACGCCAUCCCUGAAGGAUCCCACAUCAAGGACAAUGAACAGGCAUUAUAUGAACUUGUGAAAUGUGACUUUGACACUGAGGAAGCUUUAAGAAGACUUCGGUUUAAUGUAAAAGCAGCCCGAGAGGAGCUUUCUGUCUGGACUGAAGAGGAAUGUCGAAAUUUUGAACAAGGACUCAAAACCUAUGGGAAAGACUUUCAUUUAAUACAGGCCAACAAGGUGAGAACUCGGUCUGUAGGAGAAUGUGUGGCCUUUUAUUACAUGUGGAAGAAGUCUGAGCGUUAUGAUUUCUUUGCACAGCAAACCAGACUUGGAAAAAGGAAAUACAACCUUCACCCUGGUGUCACAGACUACAUGGACAGGUUAUUGGACGAGACGGAGAGCGUGGCUUCCAGCAGGGCGGCGUCGCCCCCUCCCACCACGUCCAGCAGCAGCGCCAGCCACUCGGAGAGGGAAGACAGCAGCGGUCACAACGGCAUUGCCGGCCACAGUUCCAGUCACGUAGGAGACGGUACUCAUAUUGCCCCAGUGAACCAAGUGAAAGCUGAGCCCGUUCAGUGCAACGGUCCCUCAGGCGAUGGCGCCCUUCCCACCUCAGACUCCAAUGGAUGCAGCCACUCUGGCUCACCCAGUCACGAGCGAAAUGGCUCUCCGGAACCUCCUGCAGACCAAAGAGACACGGCCGUGGCGCAUGACAGGCCGGCCAAGAGGUUCAAGAUUGAGCCAGAACCUUUGGCCCAAACUGAAGUGGAAGCGACCAGAACGCAGGAGAACUGAGUUGUCCGAAGCUCUAUUUCUUGGUUGGAAAGGGGUCAGUGAGGACUUGAUGACUGGCUGUGUGAAGAGUCAACCAAAAAUGCCGUUGAUCCUCCAGCGGGGGGGGGGGGGGAAGAGUCUAACGCCUCUUGUCUCUCGAGCUCGUCCAUGUAGCUCUAAACUUUUAACUCACCGUCUGUAAUUACUUGACUGACUGAUAGCAUUUUUGCCAAGAAUUUCCCCUUUUGUAUUUGUAUUCAAAGGAAAAAAAAUCGAUUCCCAUUAUUUUUUUACAUAAGAUAUUUAUAUUUUUUAACAAAAACAAGUCUAUAAUGGGUAUUUGCUUUUUAAGCCAUUUGAACAUUUGUGAACAGCAGAGAGAAUUUAAAACGACAUUGUGCUCAAGUUGCCAUGAGGAGGCGGAGUAAAAGCACACUCGGCAUCGGCAAGCUGCUGAUGUUGCUCGUUCACUUUAGUUGCACUUUCAUUGUACAUUUCUGUGGUUGAGAAGCAGCAGCAACAGCAGCAGAAUGACAUUUUCACUCGGAGAAAUGAACCACCACUGGUUUGUUUGUGUCAAGCCGCUGACAUCAGUGAUGUCCUGUAUUGUAACGCAUGAAGAAGACGGCUGUAUUUUGGGAUUCUCAGAAUCGGCUUCUUUGCUUUACAUUUUCUUUUUACUAGUCAGAAUGUUAGUGAUUUCUAAGCUUUGUAUAGAUUUCUUAUAUCCAUUGGUACAUUUUGGAAAAAAUUGUCUUCAUCCGUUUUUCUUUCGGUGCUUUCUUUCAGAAGCACAUUGCCUGUGUGGCCCUGAAAUAUAUUUCAUUUUAAAAGUA
Messenger RNA from Hippocampus zosterae (dwarf seahorse), 2891 nucleotides. It is a transcript of the gene mier1b, whose product is annotated as mesoderm induction early response 1b, transcriptional regulator. The transcript is spliced from 13 exons. Gene Ontology annotation, cellular component: nucleoplasm. Gene Ontology annotation, biological process: negative regulation of transcription by RNA polymerase II. Gene Ontology annotation, molecular function: transcription corepressor activity; histone deacetylase binding. The record is from RefSeq and is a predicted model, not a curated record. NCBI's taxonomy places the organism in Eukaryota, Metazoa, Chordata, Actinopteri, Syngnathiformes, Syngnathidae. Bases 637 to 2076 code for a protein of 479 amino acids.